UAAAAAAAAAACUACCAAACCCAGCCCUCUACCCUUUCCCGGAAAACAACACACCCCCACCCCCACCCCGCCGGAAUUUCGGCCCCCUCCCCGAAAACCCCUCCCUCGCCAUCGGAAACCGCCGCCCAGCCACCCCACCCCCGAAAACCCCUCCCCCACCCCCAAAAACCCCUCCCUUGCAUCGAACACCACCUCAAAAACCCCAGAUCCGCCGCCCCGCCGCCCAGCACUCCCCCUUCCCUCGAAAUUCACCCCUUUCCUUCCCCCACCCCCGAAAACCCCUCCCCCGUUGCCAGAAAAUGGCGCCCAUCCCUCCCUCACCCUCGAAAUCCAUCCCUUUCCCUUCCCUCACCCUCAAUUUCACCCCCUUCCCACGAAAGCGGCACCCCCUUUCCCCGUCAAUUAGCCACGAAAACAACUAUGCUAAGGUUGUUUCCAGGGUCUGGGAUGGGUGGUGGAGGAAGGCCGGUGGUUUUUAGUGGAAGUCGGGGGUUGUCCGACCGUUUUCCGGUGAAACUAAGGGUCGGGGUUAGGGUUUCGGCGAUUGAGGGUGCUGUCUGUGCGUGGUUUUUUUUUUAAGCCUAUCAUGAUACGACACGUGUGCAAUUAAUCACAAGUCAACAAUGUUUACCUGAUUAACCGGUUGCAAAUCAUUUGGGUGUAGGGGUGGGACUUCAACUCAACCUUAGAAGAUACCGAUAUCAGUGUACCAUGGCAAAAUCACACAACUGUGACAAGCAGCCAGAGUAAUAGCAAAGCAACACUGAUUGGUGGCAUUGUAGCUGGAAAUAGUGUCUUAAUAAUUGGAUUAGGCUCAUUUGUGUUUAUGUGGGAGCGGAGGAGAUCAAGGGGAAGUAUUGACAACAUGAAUUUUGACCAGGAUACUGGGCCAAGGAGGUUCGCAUACAGUGAACUUAUUCGUGCCACUAGCAACUUUCUCGAGGAAGGGAAGUUAGGACAGGGAGGUUUUGGAGGCGUUUAUAAAGGUUUUUUGUCUGAUAUAAGCCGGAUUAUUGCAGUCAAGAAGAUAUCAAAGGGGUAUAAACAAGGGGAAAAGGAGUAUGUAUCAGAGGUGAAGGUUAUCAGUCGUCUAAGGCAUAAAAAUUUGGUUCAACUUCUUGGUUGGUGCCAUGAGAAAGAGGAAUUGCUUCUUGUUUAUGAAUUUAUGCCUAAUGGAAGUCUUGACUCCCAUAUUUUUGCAGGCAAGAGGACGACGGUCUUACCAUGGGCAGACAGGUACAAAAUUGCAUAUGGCUUGGCAUCUGCCUUGCUAUACCUCCACGAAGAAUGGGAGCAAUGUGUGCUGCAUAGAGAUAUCAAGUCUAGUAAUGUCAUGCUUGAUUCUAAUUUCAAUGCUAAGCUUGGAGAUUUUGGGCUUGCUAGGCUCGUGGACCACAGUCUAGGAUCACAAACAACUGUAUUGGCUGGUACUUUAGGCUACCUAGCCCCGGAGUGUGUUAUGACAGGAAAAUCCAGCAAAGAAUCUGACGUAUACAGUUUUGGGGUGGUGGCCCUUGAAAUUGCUUGUGGAAGGCGGGCUAUUGAACACAAGGAAGAGCCUAGUAAGGUGAGUCUGGUACAAUGGGUGUUGCAGCUCUAUGGAGAAGGCCGUCUUCUUGAUGCAGCUGAUAAAACACUCGAAGGAGAAUUUGACCUUCAAGAAAUGGAAUGCUUGAUGAUUGUUGGGUUGUCGUGUUGCCAUCCUGAAGACACUUUACGUCCUACUGUAAGAAAGGUUAUAAAUGUUCUUAACAAGGAGUCUUCUUUGUCUAUCUUGCUUACCAACCUCUCGGCUCCCGCCUAUUGCACUCCGCCAACAUAUGUACAGUCAGCUCCUUUCUAUGUCGCUUCCUCCCCUGUGUUAAAAGGCAGCAGUAUUGCUGGCACCACAACCUCCUCAUCAGCGCAUCCAGUUGUUUCUGGUGCUACUCCUUUAAUGGUAGAUUAUGCAACAGUCUGAUAAUUAUUUCAAUGUAUUUGUGUUAGUAAUUUGUUAGUCAUUUACUUUUCAAACAAGAUUGAAUUUUUGUUAGAUAUAUUUUUUUUUUCUGCAAUUCCAUGUUGGUGCAAUCAAAAUUCAUGAAGAAAUGAAGACCGUAAACACCUAUGAAGGUGCCUUAAACACCGUAAAAAAAAAAAAAAAAUUACCUCAUUUGACAGCUUAUUCUAACAACUUUGAACAUAGCU
Molecule: messenger RNA, 2187 nt
Organism: Chenopodium quinoa (quinoa)
Lineage: Eukaryota; Viridiplantae; Streptophyta; Magnoliopsida; Caryophyllales; Amaranthaceae
Product: L-type lectin-domain containing receptor kinase IX.1-like
Exons: 1
Coding region: 827-1960 (377 amino acids)
Biological process (GO): protein phosphorylation
Cellular component (GO): plasma membrane
Molecular function (GO): protein kinase activity; ATP binding
Source: RefSeq, a predicted model, not a curated record